GUCACUAUACCUAAUUUGAAAACUCAUUAUAAAAUCAAUUUUUGAAUGGCACGCAGCGUCUAAAAAAAAAAUCAUUCGUUUAUAUUUAGUUUGUCGAUUUUUUAUAUAACUUUUUUCCGAUGCAAGAAAAUAUUAUUUUUACUACGCAUCAAAGUGGUAGUAUUCAAAUAUAUAUACUGUAUUUAACUUUAAGCGUUCCCGCAUUAUCGCGUGAUAUUUUCCCGGUGAAUGUUUAUUUCAAGUCUUUACACUAUAUGCGGUACAGUAUGCAUAUACAGUAAGAAUUCAAAAAAAUCGUAUUGCAUUUUUUUUAAAUGAAUGCCUAUUAGCUCAUCCUAAAAUGAUUUAGUGUUUAAUGGAUGAGUUUUAAACAUUGCUUGCCAUAAGAGAUACAAAUAAUUUCAUAAAAUUUAAAAAUCAGUUAAUCCGGAUUACUAAUUAUCAUUUUUUUUUUGCGAUAAAA
Messenger RNA from Rhizophagus irregularis DAOM 181602=DAOM 197198, 463 nucleotides. Lineage: Eukaryota; Fungi; Glomeromycota; Glomeromycetes; Glomerales; Glomeraceae. The record is from RefSeq and is a predicted model, not a curated record.